UGAUUUUGUUGAAUUUCAGGCUUGCUGGUCUUGCUUUUAUGUUUUCGGCUAGCAUUCUGCUACAGAUAUUGGCUUGUGCAAUAUACAAUAAUUGGUGGCCCAUGCUAUCAGCUCUCAUGUAUGUGCUGGUGCCUAUGCCUUGCUUAUUCUUUGGGGGUGGAUCCACUCAGUUUCUGACCAGCAGGGAUGGUGGGGGUUGGAUAGAUGCUGCUAAAUUCCUGACGGGGGCGUCAGCUGUUGGGAGUAUAGCCAUUCCCAUUAUCCUUAGGCACGCUCAUAUGAUUGAAACCGGGGCUAUGUGGAUUGAGUUCACAUCAUUUGUCAUAUUUGUCUGCACUGUCAUGUGUUUUCACCGUGCUAGCCUAGAAGACGAGUGGUGAUUGAUGCCACGCUUGCUAAAUUCUGAUGCGACUUGCAUGCUCUUGUUCGGUGGACAAAUUGCCAUAUGAUCCAUAUGCAUGUGCAUGGGAAGAGAAACAUAUAAUUUCCCAUUUGUAAAUCCUUUGUAUUUAUAUCUUCCAAAUUAUAUUAUGAGUUAUCCGUGUUUGGUUGACUUACUUUGUAUCUCCACAUUAGGUUCUGUUUUAAACGGGAUAUGCUCUUAUCGUUCUUAUUUCUGAAUUCAGUUCCAGUAUUUUUAUAUCCCCAAACAA
Populus trichocarpa (black cottonwood) is the source of this 653-nucleotide messenger RNA. Its product is annotated as vacuolar protein sorting-associated protein 55 homolog. Bases 39 to 380 code for a protein of 113 amino acids. The transcript is spliced from 4 exons. The record is from RefSeq and is a predicted model, not a curated record. Gene Ontology annotation, cellular component: endosome. Lineage: Eukaryota; Viridiplantae; Streptophyta; Magnoliopsida; Malpighiales; Salicaceae. Gene Ontology annotation, biological process: late endosome to vacuole transport via multivesicular body sorting pathway.